Molecule: messenger RNA, 1588 nt
Organism: Rosa rugosa (rugosa rose)
Lineage: Eukaryota; Viridiplantae; Streptophyta; Magnoliopsida; Rosales; Rosaceae
Exons: 2
Coding region: 72-779 (235 amino acids)
Source: RefSeq, a predicted model, not a curated record
AAAAAAAAGACUAACGAGAUAAUCUAAGAGAGUAAAGAGGUUUAACGAGGGUAGUGUCUUUAACAGAGUCAAUGGUGAAAAAUCGAGCUCUGCAAGGGUUUUAUCUCUGGGUUUUCUGGGGAGCCUUCGUGAUUAAAUGGGGAAAUCCGUGGCCUGGAGUCCAUCAAUUUCAACGCCGAGAAUCGAGUUUUUCAUCUGCAAGUAAUGCAUUUCAUGAUCCUAUUGAGUUUGGUGGAGAAGAAGAAGGUUAUUUCGCUUCGACUUCAGGAAAAUUUGGGGCUUUUGUAACUUUCAACACUAGGGAUGCAAAGAACGAUUACACACUGUGUUCUGAGAUUGGGCCGGUAAACUCUUUUCUCCUUCUAGGGCAUCGUAUUCCCAGGUGGCUCGAAAUUGUAAUAUCCAAGUAUUGCUUCUGCGACCUAGCUAUGUUUGAUGAUUUGUGUUGCUGGGAUGAAGUUUCGAUGCGAUUGUCUUGCUUUUUGCGGACAAAACGGGUCUCAAGAGUUUUGUUUGAGGUUAGCAAAAUUAAUCUCGAUCUCCCUGGGUUCCCAAUUUCUUUUAGAAAUAAGAUAAAUUGGGUCUAUCUAAGAAUUGGGUUUUGGUUAGAAUCUUAUCAUCAAUCAGAUGAAGAUUUAGUGGGCAUUUCUGAAUACUCUAAGAAGAGGACUAUUUUUGGUGCUCCUAGCCCCGCAAAGAAAACAAGGCAUAUGAUAGAACUGAUGACUACCAGUGAGGACCAAGAACGGGGAUCAGUUUCAAACACAUCUAGGGAUUGAAGAGUUGAUUUUAUCUUCCAAAAAGCAAAAAUGUAAGAUCUUUGAAGCGUUUUCUUUUGUGUUUUGAUGAAAUUUUGGUUUUUUACUUCUCCAUUUGCGUUUUUUUUUCAUCUUUGUUUCAUUCAUUCUCUGUUGAAAAUUUGCUAUAUGCCCGUGAGGCUUUCUAUAUGAUAUUCUUUAGGGAUUCAAAUAAUUCAAUUGUUGAAUUUGUUGGAUGUUGGUUGGGUUUGAAGUUGUUAUCACUGACACUCUGUUUUGGGGCCUCGAAUUUUUUUCCGUCUUGAGCCUCCAAACUCACAGGGCCGGCCCUGCAUCACAGCCUCUCCUCAUUUUUCUCCAUUUUUUUUUCUUCCUCUAUUUUUGUCUCAUCACAGCCUCUCAUCAGCUUCCUCUAUUUUUUUUCUUCUUCUAUUUUACUUAUCUGCUGACUUUUCAAUUUCGCCGACAUAUAGUCGGUGCUUUGCAUCACAAUGAGAUCGCCGGAAUGGUAGAAUAUGUGCCGCUGGUGAACAUAGAUUUAGCCCCAAAGCAUGGACUAUUCUGGAGCUUACCUCUUCAACUGAAGAUUGAAGUAGAUCAUCUGCAGCUUCAUCCAAUUUAUUUUAUGGAUUUUGUUCAAUAUGAAAUAUCUAGCUAGCUAAUAGCUGAGAGAAAAAAAUCUAUUUAACUUAGUUAAUUAAGUUAAAUUAGUAGUGGUUCUAAUUAGCUUCACCAAAUUUGAUAACUUUGGAAUAUGUGAUAACUAUAAUUUUGACUAAAGAAAAAAGUAAUAACUAUUAAAAUAAACGGUCAAUUAUUAUGUUUAAUUA